Molecule: messenger RNA, 2492 nt
Organism: Hypoxylon trugodes
Lineage: Eukaryota; Fungi; Ascomycota; Sordariomycetes; Xylariales; Hypoxylaceae
Product: fungal-specific transcription factor domain-containing protein
Exons: 3
Coding region: 182-2386 (734 amino acids)
Biological process (GO): positive regulation of transcription by RNA polymerase II
Cellular component (GO): nucleus
Molecular function (GO): zinc ion binding; DNA-binding transcription factor activity, RNA polymerase II-specific; transcription cis-regulatory region binding
Source: RefSeq, a predicted model, not a curated record
CUCCUUUUUCUUCCCCUCACUUUCCUACAAAACAAAUAUUCAACGCCGCGGUGAACUUCCAACAUAUGGCGUGCGAUAUAACAACACUUAUGGAAGGUCUUUCCUAGACUUCAUACCCACCAACUUCGUUCAGCCGGUACUAUUUCGGGUUUUCGCAAUACCUUUGUUCCGCUUAGUGAGCAUGGGUGGUGACGCUACUGUUUCGCGGUCACGGUCCUUCACUGGUUGCAAAACCUGUCGGACCAGACAUGCUAAAUGUGACGAAGGCAAGCCCGAAUGUGAGGUCUGCAAGCGGGUCGGUAUCACUUGUGAAGGAUACGAGCCACAAUUAUUUUGGAUUACCGAUGAUUCCGUCCCCGAUGUCUCCACAUCUACGGAGUUACGGAAGAACAACCGCGGAGCGGGCUUUAGGUACCCACUCUUUUCUGAAGGUUAUCGCCGUAAGAUGAGUGUGCGCAUGAGCGAGAGCAUGUGCAAGAGUUCUGCCACGGAAUUAUUACUCCAAAUAGACUCCAAAUGUGAAAGCUGUGAGGCGGGCCGCCUUUAUUCAGAGCAUAUCGUGCUUGGUCCGUUUAGUGUUUUCGAUGCGAAGCAUUCAGAGCCUAUUAUGGAUGUCUUGCCGUCAACCCCCGAUGACCCAGUUGGCCCGGGUUCUUAUGCAAUGUUCCUUGACACUUGCCAUAACCGAGAAGAGCAAUUCGAAGGAGCCGACCAGCAAAAUUGGGUCGAGUUCACCAGUGAAAUGAAUAUGGACAUGUUCCUAAGCCCUGUGGACCCCUCUUUGAAUAAUCAAUCCCAAGACCACCAAAAUUUGAUGGGGUUAUCAGGCUUAGAGGCUUCCAAUUUCUUGAAUCUGGAUUCCGAAUACGAAAUUGGAAUAGAACCAAUGAUUGACAAUGUGGCGACGGGCGGUAAUGAAAGUCUAGCUAAUCCUAGGCGCCAGGAAGGCGAAGACGACGAAGCAAGAGCAAUAAUACCAUUGACUCCAUCCCUUGGGAGUCAGGGUAUCAGGGAUUAUGACUCGUCUGGAACACUAGAUCAGGCGGAGCAUCUAUUGAGGUACUAUAAACAUCGCAUCACGCAGCCCACGUCUAGAAUCCAAGCUCAGCGAAAAUCGCCGUGGCAGAUCUUGUUUCUGCCUUGCGCGUUGGAGACUUUCGCUGAAAUAACUUUGUUUGGUCGUGCAUCUCAUACCCGCUCAGCUGUGUUAUAUUCUGUAUUAGCCAAUAGUGCUUUUCAGCUUCAUACGGCCACAUCCGAAAAGGCGGAUCCCAUAUCCUCUCGCUGGCUUGAACUGGGCACUAAACAUCGAGAUACGGCGAAAGACCACCUUCGCCAGGCUCUGCGGACCGAGAUGUACGGGCCAAACAAAUCGAAGUAUAAGGAACUACUGAUGGCUAUGUUAGGCUGCGCAAUAACAGUUCUUCGCGGGAAUGCUCAAACUUUUAAAUAUCUUCUUUUAGGCGCCGAACGUCUCAUCCGCCUUCGUGGUCUAGACUCGAAGAAAACUUUCAAAGUCCGCCUCCUUCACCACAUGUACACGUAUCUCCGCAUUAUGGCCGAGAGCACCGCGGCUGGUACAGAAUUCAAGGAGCAUCUGGAUGAGCAGUUCGAAUUAACGACCCCGUCUGCUGUUACACUACGCCAGUUCCACGUCGCUGAAGAGUCUUUGACCUUAGGCCUAGACCCAGAACAAGAAAAGGUAACGGACUUGGGGUAUAAUGACAUCCAUCUAGAAGUUCAAGGUACAUGGAAAGAGACUUUGUUUCCCACAAUCUAUGGGAUCCCCGAGUCUCUUAUCACACUUCUGUCCCAGGUAAUCUCGGCCGCAAACGGCAAAGCCAGAUUGGAAUCCAUCGCUCAAAAGGAUGCAGAUGUUUCUGCAGCAUUAGCGAGCCAUAUAAAAACACUAGAAAACAGUGUAUGGUCAUGGACCCUUCCUGCAGCGCAACUCGGACCGGCGAGACCCCAGACUGAUGAGCGCCAAGAUCUUCUCGAAAACCCAAACACAAGGUUCAUGGUCCUGGCGAUGCACCAAGCCGUCAUCAUCUAUUUUUACAGGCGUAUAUAUAACAUGAGCGCGAUGAUGCUGCAGCAUCUCGUAAAGCAGACGCUCGAUUACUUGCAACCUUGUGUAGAUGCGGGUAUCGAGGACGAGGACUUUGCUGCCAGUAUUGCUUGGCCCGCAUUUAUUGCUGGAUGUGAAGCAACCUCACCCGAACUCCAAGCUCGCGCGCAGGAAAGCAUCUCUAUCAUAGAAAGUAGAGCCGCCGUCUUCACCCCCGAGCCUGCUAGUGUAGUCAUCGCCAAGGUAUGGGAGCAGCGGUGGGACACAGGAGAUUGGACACUGAGCUGGCCUGCUGUGGUGCCACCUGCUAUAACUUGAAACGGAUAUAUCCUACAUUAAAUUAGUUCAAAGAAUUUAAACCUAUCUGGAGAUGUAUACCCACGCCGUAAAAGCUGGCGGCUAACAGUACUCGAUCUUAUGGCCG